Aspergillus mulundensis is the source of this 1185-nucleotide messenger RNA. RefSeq names its product transcriptional regulator SPT3. The record is from RefSeq and is a predicted model, not a curated record. The coding region runs from base 1 to 1185 and encodes 394 amino acids. Lineage: Eukaryota; Fungi; Ascomycota; Eurotiomycetes; Eurotiales; Aspergillaceae. Gene Ontology annotation, biological process: transcription by RNA polymerase II. Gene Ontology annotation, molecular function: transcription coregulator activity; protein heterodimerization activity. The transcript has 3 exons. Gene Ontology annotation, cellular component: SAGA complex.
AUGGUUUCUCAAGGGCAGUCUGCUCAAACUCAAAGUGUCGACUCCGAGACCGAUCUCGAGACCGAGAGCGUGCUUUCAUCACAUUUUGAGUCGGACGCAAGCAGCGCUCCCUCAGUAAACACCGAUCAUGCAGAGUUAUGUGCGAGAGUCGUCUCUCAGGUCGAGGAUGAGGAUAAAGCUUUCGAUUCAGCUGAUGAUAUCUUUGAAACUAAAGAAAUGUUCGCAGCCACAAUGGCUAACUUGAUCCGCCAGAUGAUGUUUGUCUCUGGAGAAACUGCCGAACCUUCAAUUGAGACCACUACUCUUAUCGAAGAUAUUGUGCGACAGCAAGUCGUGGAGCUUCUCGCUCGCAGUACAGCCUUGGCUACUCGCCGUGGAGUUCGGUCUAUCUCUACUGAUGAUUUAAUCUUUCUGAUUCGCCAUGACAAGGCUAAAGUGUCUCGCCUAAAGACUUUCCUAUCAUGGAAGGAUGUCCGCAAGAACGUGAAAGAUUCUGACGACAAGGGUGGUGCUGAUGCCGCUGACUUCGCCGGAGCCGACGAUCAAUUGGCUGGUGGUGUGGUUGCCGGACCCCAGGACGUCGCCUCUAAGCCAAAGAACAAGAAAGCGCGUGUUGGACUCGCGUGGGAUGUCAACAGCUUUUACUCGGUUCAAGUUCCAGAGAGAGAUGACGAGGAAGACGAAGAAGAGGAGGAACAGAACUAUGCGACCCUCCAGCGACUUGCCGCCGCAGAUGAGCGAACAAAACACAUGACUAGGGAGGAAUAUGUUUUCUGGUCUGAAUGUCGCCAGGCAUCGUUCACAUACCGCAAGAGCAAGCGCUUCAGGGAGUGGGCUGGUUUUGGAAUAGUCACCGAGUCGAAGCCCAACGAUGAUAUUGUCGACAUCCUCGGCUUUUUGACUUUUGAAAUUGUGCAGACCCUUACGGAGGAAGCCCUCAAGGUCAAAGAACGCGAAGACCGCGAGAAAAAUCGUCGCGGCGGAGGAGAAAAUGGAGCCGAAGAUACCAAGAAACGCAAGCGCGAGACUGGUCUCUUCGACCCCCCAGAAGAAGGGCGUACGCCGGUGGAGCCAAGACAUAUUCGCGAGGCCUACCGCAAGCUGCAGGCUACUCCGAACAAGAACAUUGCGAUGCUCCUUCACAACGGCCGCCUACCAGCACGAAUGCCUCUCAGACUAAUCUAA